GCGGUGUUGGCGGUGCGGACGGAGCAUGGCCAGCAGUGACUGUAGUUUGCAGGAGCACGACGGGCCGUGUCUCCCUCGCCGCCGUCGUCGGACGCGACUGCGCUUGGUGGACGCCCGGCGUCGUCACUGGCAGACGCUGGCUCUCCUCUGCAGUUCGCGCCGCUAGCAGCAGUAGCACUGGCAGUGGCAGCGUCUGCUCCCGCCAGGACCCGACCAACCUCCCACAACCUCGCGAGGCACAUUGGCAGUCCGCUUCCUGACCUUGCUCCUACGGCACUCAUGAGCAGCCUGUUCUCGUCCUUCAUCGUCGAGCCUGUCGUACGUCAAGCCCGUCGCUUCUCCUCGCAGGGGUCGCAGGCCAGACCGCCACCACCACCACCACCACCGCCUCUGCCAACCACAGCCCGUGCAGCUGCUGCUCCGUCACAUGCAAGUGCUGCAGCAGACGCAGCAGCAGCAGCAACGCCGCAAGAAAAUGAAGCCGAUCCCUCGACUCCGCACCGCACAUGCUCUCGCGCAAGCAGCGAGCUCUGCGGCGGGCACGACGGUGACGACAGUGCUAUAGCCGACGAAAGCCCCAGUCCUGCCGUUCGUCCUGGUGCUCUCACCCCGGAGGGGAACCACGCACAACGCUCGCGACCUCGACGUCGUACUCAACCGCAGCCCCACAGUCCAGAAUCCGAGCACAUUGCACUUGCCAGCGCCGUUGCGGGAGACACACUCGAAUCGCCGCGUGAUCCUUACGAGUGCCAUGAAGGCCGGAAUACGCCUGUAGGAAACGGUCGAGUCGACGCCGGACUAGACAUCGGACUGCUCGCUCCCGGCCCUGAGAACGACAUCAGCACAGGUGAUCCAAACGCAGUGGUAGACACCGCAGACAUGCCGUCAUCAACGCCGUCGUCGCAAGUGCACGAGCAACCGACAAGCGCUGCACGGGAUAUUCCGAGAGCGCAGAUGUCGCUGCCGCAGGACUCCCCCUCGAUGGCCGCCCAGUCACUACCUGCUGACGAUGGCAUGCGUCUCCUUCGCCAGAAGAUCCAUCAGAUUCGCGAAUCGAACGCGUCACAAGCCGAGAAGGCGCGGCGCAUGCACGAUCUCAUGACGGAGGAAUGGCAAGCUGCGCAGAUGUCUUUGCGGCCGCAAUCGCCAGCAUCAAUGACGUCGCAGGAGCGUGCAUUCAUGCCCUCAAGUCCAUUGAGCUGCAUCACGACGCCGGCGAGCCCGGAGAGCAUCGUCAGCGUACACGUCCCUCCAAUCGAUCCUAGCAACCCUUUCAACAUUCAUCCGGAAGACCUCCAACCCUCAUAUCGCCCUCUUGUCGACCCCGACCGAACCGCUGCCGACGAAAGCCAUGAUGAUGUUGGCGCCGCCGCCGCUAACACGGCUAUCACAGAGAACUCGGAGCCCGUGCUGGGCUGCAAGCAUUACAAGCGCAACGUCAAGGUACAAUGCUACGACUGCAAGGAAUGGUUCUCAUGCCGGCACUGCCACGAUGCCGCAACGACGACGCACCAUCUUAACCGCAAGGCCACCGAGAAUAUGCUUUGCAUGCUGUGUUGGACGCCGCAGGCAGCUGCGCAAUACUGCAAGGAGUGUGGAGAGAUGGCAGCGUGGUAUUACUGUGACAUAUGCAAGCUUUGGGAUGACGAUGCGAGCAAGAGGAUCUACCACUGCGCGGAUUGCGGGAUAUGCAGACGGGGCGAAGGGCUGGGCAAGGAUUUCGUGCACUGCAAGAAAUGCAACGUCUGUAUCUCCAUUGCCCACUACGCCACGCACACGUGCAUUGAAAACGCCACCGAUUCAAACUGCCCCCUUUGUCUAGACUACAUGUUCACCUCUCCUCUCGAGAUUGUCGCCAUGCCCUGCGGUCAUUACCUACACCACCACUGCUACAACUCUCUCAUGAUGUCCACCUACCAAUGUCCUAUCUGCAAGCGCUCUGCCGUGAACAUGGAGACGCAAUGGCGAAAGCUCGAGGAAGAGAUUCGCCACCAACCGAUGCCUCGUGAGUGGAGCGACGUCAAGGUCGAGGUCAAGUGCAAUGAUUGCGGCAGUCUGACCGUGGGCUGCUUCCACUGGUUGGGAGUCAAGUGCGGAAGGUGCGACGGCUUCAACACCCAGACCGUCCGCAUGAUGGCCGAGAGUGAAGACGUCCGACGGGACCUUGAGGAUUUUGCUGAGCGGAGACGCGAACGAAGAGCCGAGAGCGGGAGAACGAACUUCCGGCGGACGGUCACCGCCCCCGUGACUGUCAGACCGUACUUCCUCGACGACGAGGACGGCGCGAACAGCCGUCCCCGCAGCGUGCGACCGGGAGGCGACACUUUCAACAUCACGUUCCCCGAGUUACCACGGCUUCCGGAGCUUUCGAAUCGCCUGCCCAGUCUCGCCGAGUAUCGCGCGCGACUGCCCUCGGGGCUGCCGAACAUGCCGAACAUGCCGUCCAUGCCUGGGUUCAAUUUUCCCUUUGAUCUUGGCGUGCUCGACCGCGUCGGGCGUGGUCUGAGCCCCAUUCGCCAUUACUUCGACGACCAGAUUGCCGACGGAGUACCGCGACAGUUUCUUAGGGAGGGUCGUUGCGAUAUCAGAGGAAGUGCAGAGGGAGAGGAGGAACGUGACUGGCGAGAGGAUGAGAGCUGGGUUGUUGAUGGCGAGAGCAGCGAUGAGGAGGAAGAAGAAGAAGAAGAAGAAGAAGAAGAAGAAGAAGACGACGACGACAGCGAGGGUGAGUACGACGACGAAGAAAGCGAUGAAGAUACCUUGAAUCUUGGGGAACAGGAUGACGAGGAUGAUGACGAAGGAAGUGACCGCAUGACUAUCGAACUAAUCGGACAUCGAUGAGUAGAAAAGGACGAGGCAGUCCCCCCCUCUCUUUCAUAUCGCUGCAACUUCAGUUACAGGAACGGGCACAGCAUGGACAAAAGAAUUAUCGAUGGGCGUAUCUCUGGAAUUGGGCUUUUUGAAUCACAAGUACUGUCGAAUGGAACAUGCAUAACAUUUUGCAAGGCGUCCGGACGGGGUAAUAUGCAUAUAACAAACCGACAUGGCGGCUUUAUCCGUUCUACUGUAAUCGAGUAGACCACAUGACACUAGCUUAUGUAUUGGAUGAGAAUGACGAUGUUACGGGCAUAUAUGACCUUGGAUCCUGCUGGGGUGCUGCACUCUGCUAGGCCUGAACUGCAAUCAAAUCGUGUCAAGCGGCCGUUGAUUUGGAAUUACCAAAGCGCAAUAGCGUCAUCCUAUCUCCAAAAAUUGGUAAUAUUGUUGCAAUUAUCGUCGACUUCUCUAGUAUUAUUGGCGAGCAUCAGAAGUAGAAACGAUCGACCAAUGGCAAGCCCUGA
Molecule: messenger RNA, 3341 nt
Organism: Verruconis gallopava
Lineage: Eukaryota; Fungi; Ascomycota; Dothideomycetes; Venturiales; Sympoventuriaceae
Exons: 2
Coding region: 280-2841 (853 amino acids)
Biological process (GO): ubiquitin-dependent protein catabolic process; protein ubiquitination
Cellular component (GO): nucleus
Molecular function (GO): ubiquitin protein ligase activity; zinc ion binding
Source: RefSeq, a predicted model, not a curated record